Molecule: messenger RNA, 1038 nt
Organism: Necator americanus (New World hookworm)
Lineage: Eukaryota; Metazoa; Nematoda; Chromadorea; Rhabditida; Ancylostomatidae
Exons: 11
Coding region: 1-1038 (345 amino acids)
Biological process (GO): protein processing
Cellular component (GO): plasma membrane
Molecular function (GO): metalloendopeptidase activity
Source: RefSeq, a predicted model, not a curated record
AUGAUGGCUUUAAGUGUGAAUGCCAGAGAUAAGAAGUGGAUCGAUACAAAAAAUAUGACUUCGGGCCUGAAGUGGAUGUCUUCGGAUUCGAAAGAAAAAGCUAGACAAAAGGCUAAGGGUAUGGUGAGGAACUACGGAUGGCCUCAAAAACUCUUCGGAGACUUUAAAAGCAGCAAAGAGAUUGAUGAAUAUCACAAGAAGGAUUAUGCUGAAAUCCUUGAGCUUACCAAGACGGAGAGGAGCAGCCUUCGAUAUUACCGUAUGCGCCGGGUGCUGAUUAAAGGAUAUUCAAAUCGCGAGUCACUACGUUUACUUUUGCAGGAUGCAGACAGGUCCAAUUUCCUCCUAUCACCAGCGUUAGUGAGCGCCUGGUACCAGCCGGAAAGGAACUCUAUCACUUUCCCUUACGCGAGCUUCAAUCCACCGUACUAUAGCUAUGAAUAUCCUCAAGCUUACAACUAUGGUGGUCAGGGUGGAACUGCCGGUCAUGAGCUAGUCCAUGGAUUUGACGACCAAGGAGUGCAGUUCGGUCCCGAUGGAAGUCUAAGUAGGUGUACGUGGUAUGAUUGUGGAUGGAUGGAUAAAAGAUCAAAAGAUGGUUUCAACGACAUGGCCCAAUGCGUUGUAACACAUUAUAGCACUUUCUGCUGCCCAGAACAGGAAGGUAAUAUACACUGCGCAAAUGGUGCAACCACACAAGGGGAAAAUAUUGCUGAUAUUGGAGGUGAACAUGCUGCAUACAUAGCAUAUCGAGAGUACAUCAAAUCACUAGGACAUGAAGAGAAAAGAUUGCCAGGAUUAGAACGAUACACACCAAACCAGAUCUUUUGGAUUACAUAUGGAUACUCAUGGUGCAGGAGCGUAACAGAGGAAUACCUUAUUAGUCAACUUCUCACCGACCCCCACGCACCAAGUGCUUGCCGCACUAACCAAGUAGUCCAAAGUAUCCCUGCGUUUGGACGGGAUUUCGGGUGCUCAUUAGGAGACAGAAUGUAUCCUGCACCAGAGCAGCGAUGUUCAGUUUGGGUUCAAGAGUAA